Acanthochromis polyacanthus (spiny chromis) is the source of this 2184-nucleotide messenger RNA. Its product is annotated as nuclear GTPase SLIP-GC-like. The coding region runs from base 129 to 1478 and encodes 449 amino acids. The record is from RefSeq and is a predicted model, not a curated record. Lineage: Eukaryota; Metazoa; Chordata; Actinopteri; Pomacentridae. The transcript is spliced from 13 exons. Gene Ontology annotation, molecular function: GTPase activity.
AACUAACAAGGUGUUAUUGGCCACUGGUGAAGUGUGUGACUGUCAAGGUGCCAAAUAAUGAUCUUCUUCAACACGUCACACUGGUGGACCUUCCUGGAAACGGAGACCGGAACAAGAGCAGAGACAAAAUGUGGAAAGGGAUUGUUGGAGAUUGUUCUACUGUGUGGAUCGUGACUGAAAUCAAUCGAGCAGCAUCAGAAAAAGAAUCCUGGGAGAUCCUGACGAGUACCUGCAGCCUCAUGGGAAACGGUGGCCAGUGUCAGAGAAUUCACUUUAUCUGCACCAAGUCUGAUGUUAUUGAAGAUCCAGAUGAUCAUUCAGCAGCUGAUGUUCAUGCUCGCAUAUUUCAAAGAAACAUGAAAGUCAAGGAAGUAGUGAGGAAAGAAUUCCACAAACUAAACAAAGUUAAGAAACACUUCCAAGAUGACAGCCUCGAGGUGUUCACAGUGAGCUCCAAAGAGUUCCUGAAAAGAAAACAUCUAAAUCCAGAGGACACAGAAAUACCCAAACUACAGGAUUAUUUGCAAGAUCUCAAUGACUGUCACUCAGAGACGUUAAACUAUGUGUCUGGAGCUUAUGGGAUUCUCUCUUUGAUGCACGGGGCCAACUGUGGAGAAGUGGCUGGCAAAAAGGCAGAAGUGUGCAGAGACCUUGAAGAAAACAUGAGGCGUGAACUCAGUAAAGUCAGAAAACCAAUGGAAGAGACUUACCACAUGUUUGAACAACGCCUCAAAGAAGGAGUUCAAACAUCCAAAACCUCAUGUGACAAAGCCUUGAAGUCCAUCUUAUAUCCUAGAAAGACGCAUGGUAACACGUUUCACAGGACGUUGAAGUCUGUAGUUGAGAAGGGUGGCGUCCACAAAACAAAUAAAGGGAAACAAAUAAACAUCAACAUGACGCUAGCUUCAUAUCUGACCAACAGCAUUGAUGAGGAAUUCAGGAAGACCUUCCCAAACGAAGUCAAAUGUGGACCAUUCAACGGAGUCAUUGAUAAAUUUUCACUUGAUACAGAUGAGCUGAUUCAAAAGUACAAAGAUGUUGGAUUGCAACUGAACUUUCUGAAGACAGAGGAAGAAAAAAUUCAGGCAAAACUCAACAGGAUCAUCCGGAAGCGUAAGAAAUUCAUCUACAACAGUCUGACAGAGACAAUAGAGGAAAUCAUGGAGGAGUGCUACAAAAAAGCAGCAGAGUUUAGAGGAAAAGGUUCACUGGAGGAAAUGAGGAAAACUAUUACCAAACAUGUACAUGAAAACAUCAUCAUGUUUGAGGUCUCUAAAGUUGCCGUGUUGAACCACCUGGCUGACUUGAUGGAGGAGAUCCUGGUGAGACUGGAGAAGACCAUGUGGGAAUCCAUUGAGAUCUCACUGAAGACAGAUGACAACUCAAUCCCAGAUGUUCCAACUGAACUUGAGAUGGUGAAGAGAUACUACGAUGAACUGAAAGACAAUCCAGACGGAGAAACAUCACUACUGGAGUAAAACCUUGAAUCUUCCAUCAGUGGACAGAAACAUCAGAGGCCUGGUCUCCCACUGAACAUCUCUGAGGAUCACUGACUCAACACAGGACACUCUGGAUUUGGUCUCAACCAUUUUUAUUAAGUUGGUUUCUAUGUACUCUUUGAUGCUUUGGUUUGAUUUGUUCCUCGACUUUGUUUUUAUGAAUUUUGUGCUGAGAGAUUACAGAUUUUCUUUUGAAGUUUUAUUUCAUUUAUUGAUUCCAGUCCAGAGGCAACUAAAAAAGUAGAGAGAGAUGAAAUGCAAGGAGCCCUGGUUGGAUUUGGACCAGUGAUGUUGUGGUUUUCAUCAUAAAGGUACAAACCACAAAACAUUUAGAUUUUAAGGUUUGAACUGUUCUUUUUGAUGUUAAUGUUGUUUUAUUUUGCAUAUAAUCUACACUGACUCUAAAUGAAUAGAUGUUUUUGAUAUGAUGUCCAACACAUUUAACCUUCAAUCUUGAAUAUAGCUCAUACUGUAGGUUUGAUCUGACAUUGAUUUGAGGCUUUUAAAAGACAGACCUUGAAUUUGUACUUUUCUUUUACAUUCAAGGACAAAUAUUUACCAAAUGCAAGAUAAUAGUCUCAUGAUUUACUCCAUCGUUGUGGUUUCAUGUCUGAUCUGAACUGAUUCUAAAUCCAAUCAUGUAUUUGAUGUGAUCUACUGUCUAAUAAACCUGAGUUAAAGUGUG